Molecule: messenger RNA, 2502 nt
Organism: Prunus armeniaca (apricot)
Lineage: Eukaryota; Viridiplantae; Streptophyta; Magnoliopsida; Rosales; Rosaceae
Source: the annotation of a GenBank genome assembly
AUGGCAUCUUCUUCGUCUACUUCCUCUCUCAAGAUUGAGAGUCUUCUCGGCAUGUUUACCAUACGCUUGAGCGACGACAACUAUCUGAAGUGGAGCUAUCAGCUUGAGUCGGUGUUACAAGGCUACGACCUCUUUGGAUAUCUUGAUGGAUCUGUGUUUGCUCCUCCGAAAUUUGCGAUUUUGGAUGAGGAAUGUGUUACCUCUGAAGUCACCGCUGCUUACAAAGACUGGCUGCGUACUGAUAAAGCUCUCCUGAGUCUGCUGAUUGCUUCUCUCUCCGAUGAAGCUCUUGAGUAUGUCAUUGGAAGUCGCACUGCUCGUGAAGCCUGGCUUAAUCUUACGGAUCGCUAUGCUUCACAUAUUCGUGAUCAAUUGCACUCUGUUGGUGUGAAGAUUUCUGAUGACGAUUUUGUCAUCGCUGCUCUCAACGGUUUGCCGCAGGAAUAUGAUAUCAUCAAAACGGUGUUAAUUGCUCGGGAUACUUCACUUUCUCUCAGAGACUUCCGCGCUCAACUUCUUGUUGCUGAGCAAACCGCUGAGGCCAGGGUUGUGACACAUUUUGCAAUGUUUACUUCUCAAUCUGCUCCGAAUUCACACUCUGUUCCUAGGUCUGCAAGCUAUGGUCCUUCGUCUGGUCAAGGCUUGCUUCCUACACCGGUGCAGGGUUUGGUUGGCUAUGCUGGCUCUAACACACGAUUUUCUGGUCCUCAGCCUAAUUUCAACGGCAAUUCUGGUCGUGGUGGUUUUGGUUCUGGUAAAUUUGGUUCAUCUCAAUUCCGUCCUUCCUCUGCUGGAUUUCGCAAUGGUUUCUCUACCAAUAAAUUUGCAAUUCCAGAAUGUCAAAUUUGCAGUAAGCGUGGGCACACUGCUGCUAAUUGUUACCAUCGCCAUUCUUCUCCUAAUUCUACUGCUUCUUCUGUGAUAAUUGAGUGUCAAAUUUGUGGUAAGAAGGGGCAUGGUGCUUUGGAUUGUUACCACCGCUCCAAUUAUGCAUUUCAAGGUCAAUCUCCUCCUUCAUCCUUGACUGCAAUGAUUGCUCAGACUACCUACAAUCCUGAUCAAGUAUGGAUAGCUGAUAGUGGUGCUACACAUCACAUGGUCUCUACUCUCGAUCAUCUGAAUAAUGUGGCUGCUUGUGAUUCUGCUGAGAAUGUGACUGUUGGCAAUGGGGAAGGUUUGCAAAUCCGUCAUAUAGGAACUGCUAAGCUUUCUUCUUUAACUCUUCCAUCCGUGUUUCAUGUUCCACAUCUCACGGCUAAUCUCUUAUCUGACAAGCUCACCAAGAAAAUUCUGCUCCAAGGCAAGAGUAGCCAGGGGCUUUAUCCAAUACCAGUGUCUCUGCAAUCUUCAGUUUCUGUACCAUCUCCCAUACAACAUUCUCAGCGGUCUAUGUCUCUGUCAGUUGCGUUUCUUGGUCAGCAGGUUAAAUCCUCAUUGUGGCAUCACAGGUUGGGUCAUCCAACUAAUGAAGUGGUGAAGUAUAUGCUCAAAGCUGCUCAACUUCCCUAUUGUGAUGAUUCUCAAUUUUUCGUGUGUUCUGAUUGUCUUCAUGGCCAAAUGCAUAAACUUCCUUUUCCUACAGAUCAUGUAAAAGUUACCAUUCCAUUUCAGAAAAUCCAUAGUGAUGUGUGGGGUCCCUCUAGGAUGAAAUCUGUUGAUGGCUUUCGGUUUUAUGUGAUCUUUGUUGAUGAGUGUACUGGCUAUAUGUGGUUGUAUCCACUUUAUAAUAAAUCAGAAGUUUAUGCUACUUUUCUCAAGUUUCAUGCCAUGCUUGUUACUCAGUUUGCUGCUUCUGUCAAGUGUUUGCAAAGUGAUGGGGGAGGGGAGUUUACUAGUAGGUUGUUCACUGAUUAUUUGGCUUCUAAGGGCAUUGAACAUCAAUUAUCCUGUCCAUACACUCCUCAGCAAAAUGGUUUAGCUGAGAGGAAGAAUAGACAUCUUAUUGAAACCUCUAUUACUCUUUUGACUGCUGCUCAUCUUCCUAGUCAGUUUUGGUUUCAUGUCGUUGCUCAUGUUGCGUAUUUGAUUAAUAGGAUGCCUAGUAAAGGUUUGGAUCUUCAGUCUCCCUAUUAUAGACUUUUUGGCUUGGUUCCUGAUAUCACACAUGUUAAGGUGUUUGGCACUGCAAUUUAUCCAUAUUUGAGACCUUAUACUGAGCAUAAGCUUCAAUCUCGCACAGCUCAAUGUGUUUUUCUUGGAUAUGCACCAGGUUAUAAAGGUGUCAUUUGUUAUAAUCCUUUCACGGGCAAAUUUGUGAUAUCUAGGCAUGUUAUCCAUGAUGAAACUUGUCAUCCUUUUAAGAGGCUUCCGGCAUCUAUUUCUCCGGUAUUAUCCAUGCCCUCACAGUCUACUUCUAUCCGGGUUCCACUUCUCGUUCCCGUGACAACUUCUGCUACUCCUAAUUCUGUAGAAGGUGCUGAUAAUUUGGCAUAUGAUCUUGCAGCCUCUGAUCCGGCAGACACUAGUCCUUCCAUUUCUCAUGCGGUACUUCAGAUUCUAUAG